This is a messenger RNA of Lotus japonicus, 765 nucleotides long. Its product is annotated as pentatricopeptide repeat-containing protein At5g39710-like. Gene Ontology annotation, molecular function: protein binding. Bases 1 to 765 code for a protein of 254 amino acids. The transcript has 2 exons. The record is from RefSeq and is a predicted model, not a curated record. NCBI's taxonomy places the organism in Eukaryota, Viridiplantae, Streptophyta, Magnoliopsida, Fabales, Fabaceae.
AUGAUAAACAAGGGGUUUUUGCAUGAUUUUGUUUCUGAGUUUUCACCCGUCCUUGUUACUUACAAUGCGCUUAUUUAUGCCUAUUGCUCUUCGAACAGGGUUGACGAGGCUGUGCGGAUUUUGAGGGGCAUGCCUGAGAUGGGUUUGUCCCCUGAUAGUGUUAAAAUUACACGCAGUAGUUCUUUGCCAUAUUCUGUUACAUUUAGUGUGUUUUUGAAUGGACUUGAUAAGAAAGCUUGGACAAGAGAAACUAAGGAGAGAGUUCUGCAUUGGAUUUAUGAUAUGGUUUUGUCUGUCCCAACUAAUUUAGCAUAUGAUACUCUGAUAGAGAACUGCAGUAUUAAUGAAUUUAAGAGUCUGGUGGGUCUUGUCAAAGGUUUCUGCAUAAAGGGUUUAGAGAAUGCUUAUGACACAAUGCUUCAGUGGAAUUAUAAGCCAGAUGGAGCAGCGUAUAAUAUGUACACAGAGAUGGUGCAUUACGGUUUUGCUUCUCAUGUUCUCUCUGUACUUACUCUUAUUGACGCUCUAUAUAAUAAACGAAUGGGCAAUGAGCUGAGUUGGGUAAUACAAAACACAUUGAGGAGUUGUAAUCUCAAUGAUUCUGAGCUUAAAGCAAUGGCUCGAAUUGACGGCAUGAAAGGUAAAAUUGAUGCUCUUUUGAAUGUGUUAGCUGAAAAAGUCAUGGAUGGCCUGUUACUUAAUGGUGGAAAGUGUUUGAUAGGAGCGGCGCCUAAUUAUAAAGGUCUGCCGUCGCAUGAAGGGUAG